UAAAAACCUUUUAUUUCUUUCUGAAGUUGAAUGCUGUUUGAUUUAUUGCUCGCCAGUGGAUCACUUACUGUUGUGUUUAAUAAAAAUGACAUUUUCUCAUGACACACAUAAACAAAAGUUCAUACAAGGUGAUUUGAGGUAAUUCAAUUAUUCAAAUUUAGCUUUACUAUAAAACCUGGAAUUUAGAAGGUUAAAAAUAGCUUUUUUUUUAAUGAUGAAGCAAAGAACACUAAAUAAAUGCAUCCUGUGCAAAACAGCAAUAUUACAAACAGUAUUUAAAGUCAAGUAUAUAAAUCAUUUGUCACAAAUGAAAUAUUAGAUCAGAAUUAUCAGAUUGUCUACAUUAUUCAUCCAAAAUAAGGUGUUCUGAGUGCAGAGACGUGCUGCUUAGGUCUGCUCUAUAUCUGGAAUACAGCGUGUUAUACUUUUCACAAUAGUAAAUACCAGAUCCUAAUAAUUCCAUGUUUAUUAAGAUCUAUAUUUCAAUUUACAAACUGCCACCUAGCGGCCAUCAAUAGUAUUUACCAGCGGUAAACGCCACCUAACAGCCAUCAUUAGUAAUUACCAAUAGUAAACACCACCUAGUGGCCAUCACUAGUAUUUACCAGCGGUAAACGCCACCUAGCGGGCAUCACUAGUAAUUACCAAUAGUAAACACCACCUAGUGGCCAUCAUUAAUAAUUACCAAUAGUAAACACCACCUAGUGGCCAUCAUUAGUAUUUACCAGCGGUAAACGCCACCUAGCGGCCAUCAUUAGUAAUUACCAAUAGUAAACACCAGUUAGUGGCCAUUGUUAGUAGCUACCACCGGUAAACGCCAGCUAACGGCCAUCGUUAGUAGCUACCAGUGGUAAACGCCAGUUAGCGGCCAUCGUUAGUAGCUACCAGCAGUAAACGACAACAAGUGGCCAUAGUUAGUAAUUACCUACCAAUAGUAAACACCACCUAGUAGCCAUCGUUAGUAGCUAACAGCGCUAAACGCCAGCUAGUGGCCAACGUUAGUAGCUAACAGCGCUAAACGCCAGCUAGUGGCCAUCGUUAGUAGCUAACAGCGGUAAACGCCAGCUAGUGGCCAUUGUUAGUAAUUACAAGUGGGAAACACCACCUAGUGGUCGUCUUAGUAAUUACCACUUAUAAACAACACCUAGUGGCCAUCUUAGUAACUGUCAGUGAUAAACACUACCUAGUGGCAAUCUUUACCUUUACAUUUACAUUUAUAUUACAUUUAUUGACUUAUUUACAUAAACCUAUAUUGACAAAAAGUAGGAAAAAACACCACCUACUGGCCAUUAGUAGUAAUUACCAGCAGUAAGCACCACCUAUCAGGGGGUGUGUUGAAUACAGAGCUCUACUGUAGCACAUACCUGGUGCAGAGAGAUGUGGAUGUUCCACACUAAACAAUGACUUGGUAAAUAUUUACUUACAUUUUUUUUAAUGUAGAUAUUAGUUUUGCUAGCUAGCUUGUCUCCUGCUUCUAAUUACAAUAAAGAAUAUUAUUAUUUAUGUAGUGUUAGGUAGCUGGUGUGUUUGAAGCUGUAUCCAUAAAGGUGUGUGUGUGUGUGUGUCUGUGUGACGUGCUUAUUUCCACUUUAAGGGUCGCAGUUAGACUCUGCACUCUGUCCUGAACUCAGAAUGGAGGGAGACGCGGGCAAAGUUCAGGCUGACAGAGAGAGAGAGAGAGUGAGUGAGAGAGAGAGUAAGAGAGAGGGAGGAGGGGGAGAGAAAAGCGAGAAAAAUCACCUUCGAAAGCAAAACAACAGCCGGCAGAAGUGGAGACGCGGUAGAAGUCCAGGAAAAGUGGACACGAGUCCUUACUGAAAACGGAUAAACAGAGCGUACGGAUACACCCAGCUGGGUAAUGGAGGGAGGAGAGGAGCGAGGGAUGGAGGGACGAGUGCGCAGGCUUUCGGCUCUGCAGCAACAACUGCUCUCCUCUCUCUUGGGCUCCGGCGUGACCCGGGAAGUGCUGAUCCAGGCCGUCGGCGAGCUGGAGAGAGAGCGGAACCGAGCCGGAACCGGAAUGGGAGGAGGCGCCGGGGCAGAACGCAUGGAAACGGCCGAGCGGACGGACGGAGAGAGCUCCGAGGACGGAGACGCCGACUUCCCUCCACCCAUCUUCAGGGAGAUCGAGAAACUCCCUCCAGAGGAAGCAGCUAGGCAAAGGGCUGAGGUGGAGCAGCUGCUGCAAGAGGACCCAUGGCGUGUGGCAAAGAUGGUGAAGAGCUACAUGCAGCAGCACAAUCUUCCUCAGAGGGAGGUGGUGGAGGCGACGGGACUCAAUCAGUCUCACCUGUCACAGCAUCUGAACAAAGGGACGCCCAUGAAGAACCAGAAACGAGCCGCGCUUUACAGCUGGUACGUCAAGAAACAGGACGAGAUCAGCCAGCUCUUCAUUGCAGAGUUUACCAAUGCGAGUCGCGGAAUGGUUCUGGGGGAGGAGCCAAGUGAAGAAAACAGGAAGGGGCGGAGAAACCGGUUUAAAUGGGGCCCGGCGUCACAACAGAUCCUGUUCCAGGCCUACGAGCGCCAGAAAAACCCCAGCAAGGAGGAGAGAGAGGGACUGGUGGAGGAGUGUAACCGAGCGGAGUGUUUGCAGAGGGGCGUGUCUCCAUCACAGCUGGCCGGUUUGGGUUCGAACCUGGUGACAGAAGUGCGUGUGUAUAACUGGUUCGCUAAUCGCCGCAAAGAGGAAGCGUUUCGCCACAAACUGUCAGUCGACCCACCUUACAGCAGCCAAUCAGCAUCCGGGACAGAGCAGAGCAUCCCGCCCACUCCCACACAAGGUAUGAAGUUUACUUCCUCUGUAGUGUGUGAGGGCAUAGGGGCUUUGCGGCAUGCUGGGAGCGGAGACAGAGUGGACGGAGGACACCUGGGGACGGGUCUGAUCCAGCUGGAGCCGAGUCACAUGCUUCUGGAAGCACAUCAGCACAAACUGGUAUCAGGAGGAGGGUCUCUGCCGCCCGUCAGCACCCUGACAUCUCUCCACAGCGUGUCUCACACACACUCCAGCUCGUCGCAGGGCCUCAUCAUGGCCUCCUUACCCAGCGUCAUGAGUCUGGGAGACUCGUCUCUGCUCAUAGGUCUCACGUCCGCUCAGCCACAGUCGGUUCCCGUCAUCAACAACGUAGGGGGCGGGUUCACCACGCUCCAGCCAAUCACCUUCCAGCAGCAGCUCCAUGCAUCCACCCAGCAGCCAAUCACGCAGCAGCUGCCAAGUCACAUGACUCCGAGUCCCUUCAUGGCCACGAUGGCGCCGCUGUCCUGCCAUAUGUACAGUAAGACAGAUCUGACGUCGUAUCCCUCCUCCAGCCUCCUGUCCCAGGCGAUGGUCAUCGCCGACAGCAGCAGCAUCGGAACCCUCGCUAAUCUCACCACAGUCCGACAGACGCUGAGCUCGGACUCUGAGGAACACACAAACACCCCGAUCCAGGAGGAGUCACUACACCUACAGUCCAGCUCUCCAGUACCAGUGUCCUCCAGCAGUCUGGAUCUUUAUCCUCAAACCCAGUCCAGCGAGUCCCACACCUCCCACCUGCUCACGUCAUCGCCCUCAGACAUCGGCCCCUACAUACCUGCACAGAUGGUCUCUACCGCUCAAUAGCAGCAGUGAACUCAGUGGAACGUACCAUCACGCCUCACAAAUGGGGGGACUAAUAUAUAUAUAUAUAUAUAUAUAUAUUGUUUAAAUAGUUUCUGCGAGUACGUAUGUAAAAACCUUACUGACAUUGAACAUUAACCCAUGUGUGUCUCCGAGGAAUCUCUGUGGAUGAAGAUGAUGAUGGAAAAUUCUCAGGGAUUAGUAAUUUCACCGAUGAGGUUUAAAAUGCACAAAAUAAAUAAAUAACUGACAUCUGCGUGAAUCUACACACAUCCCAAUUGUGUCGAGGAGUCAGUGUGGGUGGAGCUUAAGUUCAAUUUGAUCAGCCAAUCCUGAACUCGAUCGUCACCACAUCAUCUUGGGCGGAAACUAUGCCGCUUAAAACACUGCUUCUAAUUCCAGGACAUAACACUAAUUAGCUACGUAGACAUAAAUAGUGCGUGAUGAUGUCAUCAAGUUAGCGACGGAUUGUCAAUCAGCAGCCCCUGACCUGAACCCAGACCCAACAGUAAUUAUUAUCCUUAAACACUUUGAAUUUCCUCUGUAAAUAUUAUUUUGAUGUAUGAAAUGAAUUAAAAUUGUAUAAAAAAAAACAAACACUA
Messenger RNA from Ictalurus punctatus (channel catfish), 4200 nucleotides. It is a transcript of the gene hnf1a, whose product is annotated as HNF1 homeobox a. Gene Ontology annotation, cellular component: nucleus. Gene Ontology annotation, biological process: regulation of transcription by RNA polymerase II; liver development; insulin secretion. Lineage: Eukaryota; Metazoa; Chordata; Actinopteri; Siluriformes; Ictaluridae. The transcript has 11 exons. Gene Ontology annotation, molecular function: RNA polymerase II cis-regulatory region sequence-specific DNA binding; DNA-binding transcription factor activity, RNA polymerase II-specific. The record is from RefSeq and is a predicted model, not a curated record. The coding region runs from base 1859 to 3601 and encodes 580 amino acids.